AGAAAUGAAGCGCGCAGGAGCUCAGCGUGCAGAACUCUGUGAGAGCAGCGAGAGAAGAAGCAUGACAACCCACCGGGGUUAAACAGCAGCGGGAUCCGUGUUCAUCAUCACGGGGAUGGACCGGCGGCGGAGAGCCUCGCUCGCGCUCACCUUGAACUUCCUCGCGCUGAUCCUCGCCAUAUCCGCGCUGACCACCAGCUACUGGUGCGAGGGGGACCGGAAAGUUGUCAAGCCCUUCUGUACCGGACCGGUGGCCGUCAAACAGACGCACUGCAUUAGGUACAACAGCUCGAACAUCAACGACAGCCGGCUGGUUCAGUAUAUCUGGGAGACCGGCGAGGAUAAGUUUGUUCUGAGGAAGUUCCACACCGGCAUCUGGUUCUCCUGCGAGCAGAACGUCGACCUUGUCGGUGAGAAAUGCAGAAGCUUCAUAAACGUGGCUCCUCCUCAUGAGAGAGGUGUUUUGUGGCUCUGCAUCGUAACCGAGUGUCUCUACAUCUUACUGCUGGCCACCGGAGGAAUCCUCAUGUCCAUCGAGGUCUGCCAUUUUGGAAACGUCAUCGAUGGACUGAAACUGAAUACCUUCGCUGCCAUAUUCACAGUCCUGUCAGGUCUUCUCGGUAUGGUAGCACACAUGAUGUUCACUACAGCGUUCCAGCUGACCGUCAGUCUGGGCCCGGAGGACUGGAAGCCCCAGAACUGGGACUACAGCUGGUCUUACAUCUUGGCUUGGAGCUCCUUCACCGCCUGCAUGGCCUCCUCCGUCACCACCAUCAACAGAUACACCAAGACUAUUCUGGAGUUCAAACACAAGCGAAGGAACAUUGAGAAGAACCUGAAGAUCAAGCAGAAGCUGCUGGACCUGGACUCUCCAGACCAGGUGUGGGACAUGUACAUCAGCUCCGUCCCCAGCUCGGCCGAGGAGUUUCUGGACUUGUCCAGUUCUGGACGCAAGCUCUCCGCCAAUUCAGUCUUCCUGGACCUCAACGACCUGCCGUCUCCACAAGGAGAGGAGUACUGCUGAAGCCGGUCAUCAUCGACGUCACGCUCUUCUAGUGUCAUUAACAGACUCUGACAGCCGUGGGAGCUUUGAUUGGAGGUGAUGCGUUGAGAUUAUAUAACUGUUGCAUAAUGUUUGGUUUGAUGUUGUGCUGUUGUCUGAAGGUGAUGCUGUUUAGUUUGUUAUUAAUGUGCUGCUGACAUUGUAUGUGUAAAACGUAUUCUGGAACCAGACCUGCGACGAAUGAACGGCUUUCCUCAAUCCUAAAGAAUAAAAUGUGACAAGGCAUUUGUAAAAAUCUAACCAUUGAAAUUGCAUUAGAAAUAUUCCCAUUUUCUGAGAGCCACCACACUCGUUCAGUAGAAAACGUCUUUUUGUGAAUGCUGCCUGCUGCUUUAGAUUUUCCCUCUGCUGUAUUAUGAAGUCAUUUCCAAAUCAAUCCUGAGGGUCUGUUUUCUAGAUCAGUUCUAAUGAGACACAAAUUUCAUUGCUGAGUGCCUUUGUUUGUGCUAUUGAUCUUGGUUCUUUAACCGUAGCAUGCAAAAGUCCUGGAACAGUUUAUUUUAUAGCCUAUUUGAUCAUCCAUAAUAAUCUCAACACAUAUCUAAAUUAGGCUAUGUAAGGAUUGCUAUUUCAUUUAGCUCUGCUUUAUUAACUCAACAGCUCUCAAAUAUAAAAGAAAAAUCAGAAUUAUUUUGUUUUUAAUUGUUAAUCAUUCUGUAGAGUGCAAAGAUCUAUAUGUGUCUGUGAAAAGAACAAGAAUUGAAUUCUAGAUCAGCUAAGCGCAUGCAACUGUUUGGGAUAAAAGAAAGUGGCUUUACUGUGGGACGCUGUGUUGUUCUGUUUAGGAUGGAAGAACAUGAUCCAUGA
This is a messenger RNA of Sinocyclocheilus grahami, 1870 nucleotides long. RefSeq names its product gsg1-like 2b (gene gsg1l2b). Bases 116 to 1024 code for a protein of 302 amino acids. Gene Ontology annotation, cellular component: plasma membrane. The transcript has 5 exons. The record is from RefSeq and is a predicted model, not a curated record. NCBI's taxonomy places the organism in Eukaryota, Metazoa, Chordata, Actinopteri, Cypriniformes, Cyprinidae.